Messenger RNA from Aspergillus puulaauensis, 2298 nucleotides. RefSeq names its product putative acid phosphatase. Bases 1 to 2298 code for a protein of 765 amino acids. The transcript has 4 exons. Gene Ontology annotation, biological process: protein modification process. The record is from RefSeq and is a predicted model, not a curated record. Gene Ontology annotation, molecular function: hydrolase activity. Gene Ontology annotation, cellular component: P-body. NCBI's taxonomy places the organism in Eukaryota, Fungi, Ascomycota, Eurotiomycetes, Eurotiales, Aspergillaceae.
AUGCAUAUCCUGGUUGCCAACGAUGACGGCCCUCCGUCGAACGAGUCGUCCCCCUACAUCCACUCAUUCGUCCACACGCUACAAUCUGCGGGGCACACUGUCUCUGUAGUCCUCCCCCAUCAACAGCGAUCAUGGAUCGGUAAAGCCCAUCUGAUCGGGGCCGCUGUCAAGCCAACCUACUUCCGGCCCGGCACACUGCACGAAGACGACGGCACAACCCACGACUAUCCUCGCGGCUUCAUUCGCGAGGACGACAACGACCCUGAUGGCGACGAAUGGAUUCUGAUCAACUCUACGCCGGCCAGUUGCGUGCAGAUUGGUCUUUAUCAUUACUUUCAAGACCGUGGGCCCGUAGACCUUGUUGUUUCCGGCCCGAACUAUGGGCGUAACACAACGGCGCUUUUUGCGAUGUCGAGCGGGACAAUCGGUGCCGCAAUGGAGGGUGCCGCGUGCGGGAAACGCUCAAUUGCUCUAUCGUAUGCCUUUAGCUCACGCAACCACGACCCUGUCAUAAUUGCGGAGGCCUCUCGGCACUCGGUAAGGGUAAUCGAGCACCUUGCGAAGAACUGGGAUGAGGGCGUCGACCUGUAUACUGUGAAUGUGCCACUAGAACCCGGCGUCAGUGAAAGCAAGGUCAUGUACACGGAGAUGCUUGACAACAGGUGGUCGUCUGGGAGCUGCUUCGACGCGGUUGAUGCUGAGGUACCGGUCGAGAACCCUGACCAGCGGGAGCAGACACUGCGCGAUCAGGAGGAGAAAUUGGGAGCGAACCCCAAUGCCGAUGUUACUGUUAAGUCUGGGAAACGGUCACGGAUCCCUCAUAAACACUUUAUCUGGGCUCCAAAGUUCACCGAUGUCUACCGAAGUGUGGAGGAAAGUAGCCCUGGAAAUGACGGCUGGACUGUCAAGGAGGGAAUGACGAGUGUUACCCCGCUCAAAGCCAACUUCAUGCAUACACCCGGUAUCAAAGGGGAGAUUAAGCUAUCGGAUAAUGAUGAGCCUUCCCUAUACUCAAUAGUGGACUGCGACGAUCCCUACGUCCAGGAACUGGUCGAAAAGGCCCUCCAAUCUCGUAUGGGAAGCCGCUACCGGCCACUAUCAUCCAUAUCAGACCUUCCUUCCCGGUCCGCCCCCGUGUUCCAAUACCGCGAGUACGAACGUUUGGAUUUUGAGCACGCCAUGAUGAAUCCGACAACAUCUCUCACAAACGCCUAUAUUAUCCGCAAGGCCUUGAUUCGGAAACACUACCUCACAAACACCGUCGCUAACUGGGUAACCAAGCACCCCGAUAGUGUGCUAGCCAAACACGUCAAGGCCUCCGUUGACUUCGAGCUUGAUUACGCCGAAUUUCUUGACGACGCUCUUCUUGAGGCAUACGAGCUGCGCGAGAGUCUAGAAAAGAAUGAGUCGAGGCCGGACUCGGAGAAGGAGUGGUGGAUCCUCAAGCCAGGCAUGAGUGAUCGAGGGCAAGGAAUUCGGUUGUUCAAUAGCGAGGACCAGCUUCGUGAGAUCUUCGAGGAAUGGGAGGUUGAUACGGAUGAUGAGGACGAGGAUGAAAACGACGAAGAGCAAGAUAAUGACGAUACCGAUAAUGCUAAAAAUGGUGUAGUAACUUCCCAGCUCCGCCACUUCAUCGCUCAACCCUAUAUCGACCCACCUCUCCUCCUGCCCUCCUUGAACAAUCGCAAGUUUCACAUACGGACAUACGUCCUCGCCACCGGCGCUCUAAAAGUCUACGUCUUCAAGGAGAUGCUCGCUCUCUUCGCGUCAAAACAAUACGUUUCCCCCACGUCCUCCUCGGAAGACUCAGAAGAUCCAGUAGCCGACCUAACCCGCCACCUAACAAACACCUGCUUCCAAGAUAAAUCCGUCCCGGAGUCCGAAACAGUCCGCCGGUUCUGGAACCUCCCGUACGACCCGCUACCCAAUUCUAAAUUGAGCCCGACCUGGAAGGAGGAUAUCUACGAACAGAUUUGCAGCGUCACGGGCGAGCUAUUCACCGCUGCUGCGCGUGGAAUGAUGAUCCAUUUCCAGACAGUGCCCAAUGCUUUUGAGGUCUUUGGGGUGGAUUUCCUGGUUGAUGAGGGCGGUUCAGUGUGGUUGCUGGAGGUGAAUGCGUUCCCGGACUUUGGACAGACGGGUGAAGAGUUGAGGGAUAUUGUUGUUGGGGGGUUGUUCGGGGGCGUGGUUGAUGUUGCUGUGGAUGAGUUUUUUGGUGGUGACGGCGAGAAAAAGAAUGGUCAGGGUGAUAAUGGGAUGAGGUUGGUUGCAGAUUUGGAUCUUGGGAGAAAAAAUUAG